AUAUAAAAACUCUCUUACACCCACCCAAACUUCCACCUGCCUCAGCCAGAAACAAAGAUGCAGAUCUUCGUGAAAACCCUAACCGGUAAGACCAUAACCCUCGAGGUUGAGAGCAGCGACACCAUUGACAAUGUCAAGGCCAAGAUUCAGGACAAGGAAGGUAUUCCACCGGAUCAGCAGCGGUUGAUCUUCGCCGGAAAGCAGCUUGAAGAUGGCAGAACUCUUGCUGAUUACAACAUCCAGAAAGAAUCUACUCUUCAUUUGGUUUUGAGGUUAAGGGGAGGAAUCAUUGAACCCUCUUUGAUGGCAUUGGCUAGGAAGUACAAUCAAGACAAGACCAUUUGCCGCAAGUGUUAUGCUCGUCUGCACCCAAGGGCAGUAAACUGCAGGAAGAAGAAAUGUGGCCACAGCAACCAACUAAGGCCAAAGAAGAAGAUUAAGUGAAGACUUAGACAAGCAACUUGUUUGGUUAAUUUUAGAAGUUCUGCAUGCAUCUAUUUUUAUCAUAUUUUGUUGUUAAGUACCUAUGGAUAAAUUGUUUGUUUUUUUCAAGAAGCAAUACUGGUUUUUAUGUGUUUUUUUGUGCUA
Molecule: messenger RNA, 588 nt
Organism: Helianthus annuus (common sunflower)
Lineage: Eukaryota; Viridiplantae; Streptophyta; Magnoliopsida; Asterales; Asteraceae
Product: ubiquitin-60S ribosomal protein L40
Exons: 5
Coding region: 58-444 (128 amino acids)
Biological process (GO): translation; protein ubiquitination; modification-dependent protein catabolic process
Cellular component (GO): nucleus; ribosome; cytoplasm
Molecular function (GO): structural constituent of ribosome; protein tag activity; ubiquitin protein ligase binding
Source: RefSeq, a predicted model, not a curated record